GUCGCCCCGUCUCCAUCCCCACCGACUAGUCUUCAGUCAGCCCCCUCAGCCUUCGACAGCGAGGCCUUUGGACGCACUUUUCAUUUCGCUACAGUAUGCGCCGAGGGCUUCUACUUGCUCUGCUUGGAGCGUCGGUUUCGGCUCGGGACGACACGUGCUUAGUCGCGCCGGCCGCACGCCUCGACUGCUACCCAGCGACGAAGCACUUUCCCAACGCGACCGAGGAGGCUUGCCGCGCCCAAGGCUGCUGCUGGGAUCCGGCGCAGACGUUCCCGUGUGCGUUUGGCCGGCUCCCGAAGCCGUCGCCGGCGGCGUGCAGCGCUGUGGUUCCGUCGUCGCGCAUGGCUUGCCGCAACCCGCGCUACUUUUUGACGCCAAACUCGGCAACCGAGUGCGCUCUUAUGGGCUGCUGCUACGACACGACGUCGGCCGAGUGCUUCCAGCCGCGCACGACGGGCUACGAGCUCGACACGGCGUCGUGGCACGAGACGGCUACGGGCUUCUCGGGCACAUUACGUCUGCCGGCAGAGGCGCGCGGGCCGUUUGGCAACGACAUUCGUACGCUUGCGCUGGAGGUUGACACCCAAGACGACUCUCGCGUCCGCGUCCGCAUCACGGACCCGACGUUUCCGCGCUUUGAAGUGCCCCUCAACAUCUCGAGCACCCCCAUAAGCUCUACUGGCCACCGCGCCUACGACGUUCGCGUAACGUCGGCGCCGUUCGGGAUCGCGGUCGUGCGACGCGCUACGGGCGAGACGCUUUUCAACUCGACACCGACACCGAGUGGGAAUGGUCUCAUCUUUGAGAACCAGUUUCUUGAGCUCUCGACGUCGACACCGACGCAAGCGACGUUCUUUGGCCUCGGUGAGCACGUCGGAACGUUCUUGGCGCCAACGGACGGCGACCAUUUUACGAUCUGGGCGCGCGACCAAGUAGCCAACAAGUACCACGCCCACACGCGCAACGGCAGCGACAACGUCUACGGCGUGCACCCCUUCUACGUCCGGCGCGAAGCCACUGGCGCCGCGCACGGUGUCUUUCUCUUGAACGCCAACGCGAUCGAAGUCGUUGCGCAGCCGCAGUCGCUCACGUUCCGAACCGUCGGCGGCGUCCUCGAUUUCUUUGUGUUUGUCGGUCCGACGCCGGCGGCCACCGUCGCGCAGUACACGGGCCUCGUCGGACGCCCGGCGCUGCCGCCGUACUGGGCGCUCGGGUACCAUCUCUGCCGGUGGCAGAACCUCAAGAACCCGCACCCGAACCACCGCCUCUCGGACGUGGUGGCGACGCUGCAGCGCAUGCGCGCCUUUGGCGUGCCGCAAGAUGGGCAGUGGACCGACAUUGACGCCAUGGACCGCAAGAUGGACUUCACAUGGAGCAACGACGCCUUUCCCAUCGAAGACGUCGUCGCGUUCGUUGAGGACCUUCACGCCCACGGCCAGCACUACGUGCCGAUUGUGGACGCUGGCAUUGCGAUCGCGUCGCCCGCGUACACUGACGGCGUCGCGUCCCGAGUUUUCUUGCGCGAUCCCGGCAACGUCAGCUGGGAGCAGGACAAGGCGUGGCCGGGCAUGGUGGCGUUUACCGACUUUUACCACCCGAAUGCAUCCGCGUUCUGGGAAGCCCAGCUCCGCACCUACUAUGCGACGGCCCAAUACGAUGGUAUCUGGCUCGACAUGAACGAGCCGAGCAGCUUUUGCACCGAGGGCGGGCGCGGCAGCCAGUCGUGCUUUCCGAACGACACGUACGUCGCACCGGCGUUUGUCAAGUCACCGGACGUCAUGGGCCCGUUCGACCCGUACCGGCAGCCGUACGUGCCGGGGCAAAAGGUCGCGAUGACCGGCAACCUCGCGUUCAAGACCGCGGCCCUCGGCGCGCACCACUUCAACUCGAUCCACUAUAACCUCCAUUCGCUCUAUGGGCACGCCAACGUGAUGGCGACGCGGCAAGCCGUCGACCACAUCCGGGGCAAGCGGACGCUCAUUCUAACGCGCGCAACGUACGCGGGCGACGGGCAGUACGCCGCGCACUGGCUCGGCGACAAUGCGGCAACGUGGACCGACAUGCGCCAGAGCAUCGCUGGCGUCUUGGCGGCCAACGUCUUUGGGAUGCCGAUGGUCGGACCAGACGUCUGCGGCUUCCGCGCCAACACGACGCGCGAGCUCUGCAUCCGUUGGCACCAAACCGCGGUCCUCUUCCCGUUCAUGCGCAACCACAACGAAGCCGAGCGCGACCAGGCGCCAGUCGACUUUGACGUCGACGCCAUUGAUAUCAUCAAACAGACGCUUCUGAAACGGUAUGCGCUGCUGCCGGCGCUCUACACGGCGCUGUACCAUGCCGCCGUCGACGGCGCGACGGUCGUCCGGUCGUUGUACUUUGAAUUUCCCGAUGACGCGGCGACGGUACCGAUCGAGUCGCAGUAUCUCCUCGGGUCGUCGAUCCUCGUGGCGCCCGUGCUGACGCCGAGUGCUACGAUCGUCGACGUCUACUUUCCAAAGGCGCUUUGGUUUGACCUCUGGAGCGGCGAGCGUGUGCAGACGACUGGUGGCCGCCGUGUCAGCGUCGACGCACCGCUGGAGACUGUCCCGAUGUACCUCCGUGGCGGCGCCAUUGUGCCACUGCAGGCACCGUCGACGACGACGACCGCGAGCCGCAAGAACCCGUUCAACUUGAAGAUUGCGCUCUCGGUGACUGGAGAAGCUGCGGGCGACUUGUACGUGGACAGCGGCGACUCGAUCGACCCACUUCGCACGGCGGACUUCACGCGUCUGUCAUUUGCGGCUAUCCAAGAGGCGAGCGGUGCCCUCUCUAUUGCAUCGACGCUCGUAGCGAAUGGCUACACGGGGCCAGAAACCAAAGUCCACCUUGAGAACAUCGAGGUGUACGGCGCCAAGGACGCUGUGACGUGGCACGUCGACGGCGCCGAUGCCACGUGGAACACUACGACUGGCGUCCUCACCAUCUCGGGCUUGUCGCUUCCCAUCGGCGCGCCGUUUUCGCUGACGGUCCGUCCAGGUCACGAAGCGAGUGUCGCCAGCGACGGUGCAUCGUCAGCGUUGGUCGGUGCUUCGUGGAUUGAGUGGGUUGUUGCCACUGCCGCUGUCGCCGUGACGGCGCUCAUCAUUGUGCGCUACUGCUACGAGCGCCGUCAAGGCUACCGCCGUGUCGCCUAGUGGGCUGGCAUAGGAUAAUGGAUCGGGCGAAUCGAGCUUUCUAUCUUUCAG
Saprolegnia diclina VS20 is the source of this 3221-nucleotide messenger RNA. RefSeq lists its product as hypothetical. NCBI's taxonomy places the organism in Eukaryota, Oomycota, Saprolegniomycetes, Saprolegniales, Saprolegniaceae. The record is from RefSeq and is a predicted model, not a curated record. The coding region runs from base 96 to 3170 and encodes 1024 amino acids. Gene Ontology annotation, molecular function: carbohydrate binding; hydrolase activity, hydrolyzing O-glycosyl compounds. Gene Ontology annotation, biological process: carbohydrate metabolic process. The transcript has a single exon.